Molecule: messenger RNA, 1739 nt
Organism: Macaca mulatta (Rhesus monkey)
Lineage: Eukaryota; Metazoa; Chordata; Mammalia; Primates; Cercopithecidae
Product: PRAME family member 20-like
Biological process (GO): negative regulation of apoptotic process; positive regulation of cell population proliferation; negative regulation of DNA-templated transcription
Cellular component (GO): cytoplasm
Molecular function (GO): protein binding
Source: RefSeq, a predicted model, not a curated record
GGGCCACGGCAUGCAACAGCCGCCAGCCAUUUUGGGCUCAUCCCGGCGAGCUCCCAGAGGGCGCCCCUGUGACCUUGGGUUCCCAGCUGUGACUGGAAGCGGAUCCCACCGGCUCUGAAGUGAGGCUGUCCACGGAGGCUCCGAGAACUUCCUUGCCGAUGUCCAUGGAGGUGAACCACCCAGCACCUCUCAGGCUCUUGGAACUUGCAGCCCACAGCCUGCUGAGCAAUGAGGCUUCAGUUCUACUGGUGUUGGAACAGCUCACAGUGAACCUUUUCCCGCCACUACUCACUGCUGCAUUUGCCAAGGGGCACAGAAAGGCUCUGAAGGCCUUGGUGCAGGCCUGGCCCUUCCCCUUUCUCCGUCUGGGCUCUCUGAUAGUGCAGUGGCCCAACCAAGACAGCCUGCAAGCUGUGGUGGAUGGGCUGGAGGCCUUUUCUGCCCACAGGGCUUGUCCCAGGAAGUCAGAACUGAGGAUGCUGGAUUUCACCCUGGACUCUGAGCAAGUCCACAGUAAAGGGGCUUCUGAAGCCUUGGCCAAGUUCCCAUUUUGGUUACCAUCAACAGUCAAGGCAGAGAUGCCCCAGGCCGUGGCCAGGCCCAAGCCAACAGAGAAUAUGAAAAAAGGACCAAAGCAGCCAUGGGAAGCAGUGGAAAUACACAUUGAUCUUUUCCUGAGAGGCCCCUUCAAGUUAGAUAAGUUCCUCUCCAGCCUCCUGACGAAAGUGGAACAGAGCCACGGGGCCCUGCAUCUCUGCUGUAGGAAGCUGCACAUUGAGGAGAUGCCCUUCCACAGUCUGCUGGGGAUCCUGAAGACACUCAAGCUGGAUUUCAUCCAGGAGCUGGAGGUGUUUGACUGGUUUGACUGGUUCUGGGCAUUGUCAGAUCCAAACCUAUCUGCAACACAGCUGGGAAGGAUCUUCAACCUGCGCAGCCUCAAACUCAUCUACUACAACUGGGCCUUCUCCUCACGGGGCGAGCGGCCCUCCAGCUACUUUCUCUCACAGCUCACCAGGCUGGGCCACCUCCAGAAGCUGCACCUGUCUUACUCCUACCUCUCGGGCAACCUACAUUAUGUACUCAGCUGUCUGUGGGUUCCACUGCAUUCCCUGGAGAUCUGCUACUGCAGGCUUCUUGACACUGACAUCACCUACUUGUCCCAGAGCCCUCAUACCACUUGCCUGAAGAAGCUGGAUCUGAGUGGCAACAACCUGUCCUACAUGAUCCCUAGGCCCUUGGGGACCCUGCUGAGGGAGGUCUCAGGGACGCUGCAGCACUUAGACCUGAACCACUGCCGGCUGAAGGAUGCCCACCUCAGUGCCCUCCUGCCCGCCCUGUGCCGCUGCUCCCACCUCAGUUCCCUGAGCCUCUCCGACAACCCCAUCUCCAGUGCCUGCCUCCUGAGCCUGCUGGAGCACACAACGGGGCUGAUGGAGCUGAAGCAGGUACUCUAUCCCAUCCCAGUCGACUGCUGCAUGUACCUGCAUGGCCUCUCCUGGGGUCCCGUGAACAAGGACAAGCUGUGCCAGUUGCAGGCUGAGAUACAGAAGCAGCUGCAGGCCAUGCAGCGGGCUGACAUGCAGUGGAGCCCCGCUGCCCUUGCUUAUGCAGCUGGUGCAGUUUGAAUGAAGAGCAGGAGCCAGGCUCAGGGAACAGAAGUCAGAGAGGGCAGCUGGAAUCACAGCUGGGGCCACAUGUUGUUUGCAAGGAACAUAAAAUAAACUUCCAUGGGAACUGUC